Phytophthora sojae is the source of this 1305-nucleotide messenger RNA. RefSeq lists its product as hypothetical. The transcript has 2 exons. NCBI's taxonomy places the organism in Eukaryota, Oomycota, Peronosporomycetes, Peronosporales, Peronosporaceae. The coding region runs from base 1 to 1305 and encodes 434 amino acids. The record is from RefSeq and is a predicted model, not a curated record.
AUGACCGGCCGUGCCAGGGGUGAAGUCGGAUCUAGGCACUGGUCUGCGGCGUAUUUCAACGAGCAGGCUGCGGCUCGCAAGACGCAAGGAUGGGGGUCUCUCCUCCGCCCCUCUGCGCUCGCAGCGUACGUCGCUAUUGCUGGAAGAAUCGUUGCGGGCCCGAUCGCACUGUUGCUGCUGUUUGCUGCUACCGGGUAUUUGUCGGACGCCGCGGUCUUCAUCAAGGCUGACGAGAGCAUCUUCGCGUUUACGGAGCGAGAUCCGUCCAUGGCUGGAGGCUGCACGGGGUGCCUUGGUCCGUGCAAGAUCGUCAUGCUCAAGUACAAGCUGAUCGAGGAUGUAGCCAUCACCUCCGCGCCGCCGUUCUUCACCUUCACAUCAUUAGCCCCAAACGUGUCGCUGUACGACUUCAGCUCUCUCAAGCAGCAAGAACGAGUGGGGGACGUCACAAUCGUCGUCACGGGGACUGCACAGGAACUCUACAACAUUAUCAAGAUAGCGAAGCUCAACCUCUCCCCACAAAUGAUGCGGGAGCUGGAGCUAGCCAUUGAACACGCCGACGAGUGCGUCACCGGGUGGACUAUGAUGUCCGUUGUGAGACUCUUCCAGUACCCUACAACAGAGGGCAGCACGGAUUUCGGUCAGGUUCCAGCCGUGGACACUCACGUCUUCCCCGACUACCCAGAAUGCCGUCCUGUGGUUGAAAUUACCGAUGAUCUUGUGGGCUCAAAGCUGGCGCUUGACACGAAUGGUCGAGAUCUAUUGGAAGUGGUUCCGGAUGAAUUGACGCUGUUCCCGUACAGCUUCACUAGCAGCCUGCCUCAUAUCGCACGAUCAGUUCCAGCGGAUAAAACGAAAACGAAGAAUGGAGCGUCGAGUGUGGUGCAGACUUACCUUCGAGCUUACUAUGGUGGCUGUCGUGUGCGAGCAGUGAACACGACCGGCGUCUACAUUGAAGAUACGUGCGAGAUCUCCAAGCACUGGGUCAGCUACGGACUGAUGGUGCAUUCCCCCGACGAUGUUCCUCUCUGCAGCGCUGCAGUCGUCUGCAUUCACAACUUUUUCAAUUCUUUGUGGGAAUGGGAGCACUACAUCGACCCCAACGUAGCCAACCGCGUGGGCAUGAACCUCAACACGUUCCGCAGUCGAUACGCGGAUACUGUUGCUAUCAGCUUGCUACCUGGCGCAGUGGUCAUGCAGAUCCUCCUCAUGGGUAUCAUCAGUCUGUACCAGACGAUGUCGCACAAGCGGUCCGUGUUGUUAACUCAGAUCUGGGCGUAUCGAUGCCAGAAUGGACGCAUGUAA